Molecule: messenger RNA, 950 nt
Organism: Pteropus alecto (black flying fox)
Lineage: Eukaryota; Metazoa; Chordata; Mammalia; Chiroptera; Pteropodidae
Gene: PSMD9
Product: proteasome 26S subunit, non-ATPase 9
Exons: 4
Coding region: 95-727 (210 amino acids)
Biological process (GO): proteasome regulatory particle assembly
Cellular component (GO): cytoplasm; nucleus
Molecular function (GO): protein binding
Source: RefSeq, a predicted model, not a curated record
GUGUUUUGGCCCGCGGGCGGAGCCGUAGCCAUAGUCUCCUCGGGCGUCCGCAGCGGGGAAACCGGGUGUACAGAAUCCUGGGCGGAGGUCCAGGAUGUCGGAGAAGGAAGGUAGGCAGAGCGGAAGCUCCCCACAGGCCAGUGCGGUGACUGUCACUGACAUCCAGGAGCUGAUACGGCGCAAGGAGGAGAUCGAGGCUCAGAUCAAGGCCAAUUAUGACGUGCUGGAGAGUCAAAAAGGUGUUGGAAUGAACGAGCCAUUGGUGGACUGUGAGGGCUACCCCCGGUCUGACGUGGACCUGUACCAAGUCCGGACCGCCAGGCACAACAUCGUCUGCUUGCAGAAUGACCACAAGGCGGUGAUGAAGCAGGUGGAGGAGGCCCUGCACCAGCUGCACGCCCGGGACAAGGAGAAGCAGGCCCGGGACACGGCCGAGGCCCGCGAAGAGGCCAUGAGCCGCGACCGGGGCCGGAGCGAGGGCCUCAGCCCCCCGCAGGCCUUCGCCAGAGUGAACAGCAUCAGCCCCGGCUCCCCCGCCAGCAUCGCGGGUCUGCAAGUGGAUGACGAGAUUGUGGAGUUCGGCUCCGUAAACACCCACAAUUUCCAGUCUCUGCAAAACAUUGGCAGUGUGGUGCAGCACAGUGAGGGGGUGAGUUGGGGGUUACGUGACAUCUGGUCAGCGACCCUAGAAUUGCCAGGGCCAAGAAACGUUGACAGGGGCCUUUGACUGCUGCCUUCAAAGUGCUGUUACUCAGGCACAGUGCCCACUGGGCCUUUGCGCUUGCCGUUCCCUCUGCCGAGAAUGCUUUUCCUCGCUCAUGUCCCUCGUCCCCCUUACCUCCCUCAUCUUGUGCAAGUGACACCUCAGUGAGGCCUUUCCAGCCACCUUAUCUAGACUACCCCUCCCCUACUUCCUGUCCCCGUUUCAUUAAACAGCGUUUCUCACUGUG